CACACAGCAUCCGAUUCUAUUCGUUCUGAUUUCUUUACUCCACUCAUGUAUGUACCACAUUGGAAGCAGACGAUACGAAAAUGAUGCAACCACAAAUCAUCCUCCUGAAGGAGGGGACGGAAGCCUCUCAAGGGCGAUCCCAGGUCAUCAGUAAUAUCAAUGCUUGUCAGGUGGUAGCCGAUGCAGUUCGUACCACCCUGGGCCCAAGAGGCAUGGACAAGCUUAUGGUAGACCCAAGAGGUAAUGUAACCAUCUCCAAUGAUGGCGCUACAAUAGUCAAAUUACUGGAUGUCAUUCACCCAGCUGCAAAGACACUGGUUGAGAUUGCCAAGUCACAAGAUGCUGAGGUUGGUGAUGGAACCACAACUGUUACCAUGCUAGCCGCAGAGUUCCUGAAACAAGUCAAGUCGUUUGUUGAUGAGAAUGUGCAUCCACAGGUCAUUGUCCGAGCGUUCCGCAAGGCUACUCAACUUGCUCUGGACAAGAUCCGUGAUAUCGCUGUCAAAAUAGAGAGCGACAACCCAGAUGAACAUAGAAAACUACUAGAGAAGUGUGCAGCUACAACUCUAAGCUCCAAGCUAGUGGCUGCCCAGAAAGACUUCUUUGCAAACAUGGUGGUUAGUGCAGUCAGUCUACUGGGUGAGAAUCUACCCAUGGAAAUGAUUGGUAUCAAGAAGGUUCAAGGAGGAGCCCUAGAGGAAUCCAGGCUAGUUGCAGGUGUUGCCUUUAAGAAGACAUUCAGCUAUGCUGGCUUUGAGAUGCAACCCAAAUCUUACAAGAAUCCCAAGAUUGCUCUCUUGAAUGUAGAGUUGGAACUCAAAUCAGAGAAGGAGAAUGCUGAAGUAAGGGUGGAUAAUGUUGAGGAAUACCAAAACAUCGUGGACGCUGAAUGGUCCAUCCUUUAUGAUAAACUUGAGAAGAUUCAUCAAAGUGGAGCCAAGGUUGUCCUGUCAAAGCUACCCAUCGGCGACGUUGCUACUCAGUAUUUCGCUGACAGGGACAUGUUUUGUGCAGGCCGUGUAGUAGAGGAGGAUCUCAAGCGUACUUUACAGGCCUGUGGGGGCGCUAUACAGACGUCAGUUCAGAGUCUAACAGAAGAUGUCCUGGGAACAUGUGAAGCAUUCAAUGAGGAACAAAUCGGAGGAGAGAGGUAUAACUUCUUCACAGGAUGCCCACAGGCCAAGACUUGUACCCUGGUGUUAAGGGGAGGGGCAGAACAGUUUAUUGAGGAGACGGAGCGUUCUCUCCACGAUGCCAUCAUGAUCGUUAGACGAGCCAUCAAGAAUGAUGCUGUAGUUGCAGGUGGGGGCGCUAUUGAGAUGGAGCUGAGUAAGUACCUACGUGACUACUCACGCACCAUCGCCGGCAAACAGCAGAUUCUGAUUGGUGCAUUUGCUAAGGCAUUGGAGAUUAUACCCAGACAGCUGUGUGAUAAUGCCGGAUUUGAUGCCACCAAUAUUCUCAACAAACUCCGACAGAAACAUGCACAAGGUCAUACAUGGUACGGCGUGGACAUUCUGAAUGAGGGCGUGGCAGACAACUUUGCUGCUUGUGUGUGGGAGCCAGCCAUUGUUAAGAUUAACGCCAUCACGGCCGCCUCUGAGGCUGCAUGUUUGAUACUGUCCGUAGAUGAGACGGUCAAGAAUCCCAAGUCAACUAACGCCGAUGAUCGACCAGUCAAACCACCAAUGGGUAGGGGAAGAGGAAGAGGUAGACCUCGUUGAUGUGUAAACAGAAACAAAUCUAGAAUCCUGACUUGUCACUCUAUCAUUAUGUAAUGUGCUGAAGGGAGAUUUGGAAGCUUGAAGAUGAUGUAAAAUUUUCUCCUUUGUUACACACCUUUUGUUUACGAGUCAUUAGGUUUUUUGGUCAGUAAUGUAAUUUGCUGAAGUUACAUUUGAUCUUGCAAUACACCUGGUUUAUUUGGGAGUUGAUCUUUUGAGAUUUUUUAUGGAUGAGGUAACAGAUGCUAGACAAAUUUUGGGGUGUCAUCUUGACAUCGUUUUUUUGUGCAGAAAUUAUAAUUAUUUGGUCACUACUUGUGAAUGAACACAACAAGACAAAGUGUUACAAAAGAAGCCUGUUGAAGCUUGUUGAACACAAUUUUCUGUAAGUCUCUGUUCAGGUUUUGUGAAAACACAAUUACGCUUGAAGUAUUAUUUUACAUCAUUUCAUAACGUUAAAAUCGCCUGAACUCGUAGAAAGCUUAAAAUGUGUUGGUAUAUGUACAAGGAAUGAUUGAAGUCAUUGCGUCCAGUAACCUAUUCACCUGUACUUGCUUCCUUUCCCAAUUUAUCCAAGGUUCCGAUUAACUCUUGCUGUAGCACCUGUUCAUUUUCUAGAAUACCUCAAAAGCCAGACUGUUUUUGUUACAUGUAGGGUAGGUGGUAUUCCUUGUAUUUAGGAGGCGACUUCAGCGUAAAAAAUUGUCUUUGUAUGCAAAGUGGUCAAAAUGCAUCUGAACAGUGUUUAAACAUCAAUCUGCUACGUGAAUUUUGUGAACUAUGUGUUUCAGUAUUACACCAAAGCGAUGUCAGCUACUUUUGAAGGCUGUGAACACCGUCAAAAGACUUUUUAGAGAAUGUUGUUUGGGGGAUAUUGUGGUUAAGUUUGCAAUUUAGGUAGAGCUUCAAGUUGUUCUGUGUACAUUGACAAAAGAAUCAAGGGAUUAACAUGUGAAGAACUCGUCUUUUGCACCUGCUGUGAUAUCAGCAUUUUAGUGAACACCUGUCAAAGUGUAAGGUUUUGAAGGAUAUAGUCUCACUUAUAAUCUUUAAGUGUAAUUGGAACCAUGCCGUAAAUCGUAGAAAUUGUGUGAUGUGAAAAUGACGCAUUGUUCUGUUUGUGAAUGCUGCUAAUAAAUCUGAUAUGUUUGGAGUUGAAGCACAAGUUGAAAA
Molecule: messenger RNA, 2897 nt
Organism: Acanthaster planci (crown-of-thorns starfish)
Lineage: Eukaryota; Metazoa; Echinodermata; Asteroidea; Valvatida; Acanthasteridae
Gene: cct7
Product: chaperonin containing TCP1 subunit 7
Biological process (GO): protein folding
Molecular function (GO): ATP hydrolysis activity; ATP binding; ATP-dependent protein folding chaperone
Source: RefSeq, a predicted model, not a curated record